AUGGCUAGUCCUCCAGUUCUAGCUUUCGAUGCCGAGGGCCGUCCAGUGAAGUUCGAAACCUGGCUAGAUGACCUGCACCUGUUCCUACAGCUCACUGCCAAGGAAGAUAUCUCACUGUACGACCACGCCCUAGGCCAUGCCACUGCCCCUGACUCGUCUGCUGACAGCACUCUGCGUUCCCAGUGGCAGACUCGUGAUGCGCACGCUCGCUUUGCUAUUCGCAACUCCCUGCCGCUAGACGAGCGCGAGCACUUCGGCCAGUGCAAGACUGCUAAGGACCUCUACAACACGCUCACCGCUGUAGUUGCCCGCUACUCCUCGCCCGCUUCUGCCACGCUAGGCCGCCUCACUCUCCCCUACCUGUUCCCCGACCUAGCCUCCUUUCACACUGUCGCAGACCUCAUCACCCACCUUAAGACUAGUGAGACCCGCCUUUCGCGCUGCUAUGCCUGCCGAUCAGGGACCACUUCCUCUCAUCGUUCCCCCACUGAGCUCACUGUUGCCCUCCUCGAGAAGGAACUGCUUGCAGCUGAGGCGAGCAUCGUCGCUGUAGGCACCUCUCGUGGCGACCCCCGCACCCCGUUCUUUGAGGGGUGUUCCCCUUCCCCCCUCCUCCCCUCUGUCGCCUCUGCUGCUGCUGUCGACCUUCUUGGUGCUGAGAAGGUCGGGACCGCGUCUGCUUCGAGUGGGCGCCGCAGGAACAAGGGGGGCAGGGGUGGGGGUGGCGGCGGAGGAGGUGGGGGUGGAGGCGGUGGGAGUGGAGGCGCGGCUGGGGAGACUAGUGGCGGCAGUGGGGGAGGAGACAGCAGCGGUGGGAGUGGUGGUGGAGGCGGCAGCGGAGGCGGAGGUGGUCGUGGCGGCGGCAGGGGUGGAGGUGGCCGGGGCGGCGGCGGUGGGGGUGGUGGUCGUGGAGGCACUGGCGGAGGCCCGAGUCAGCAGCCCGCCCCGACGCUUCAGGCCGCCCGUGAGUGGUAUGCGCAGCGUAGCUUUACCUGCACGUACGUCAUUCGCACAGACUUUGAUGCUAUUCUCACUGCCAUGUAUGCGAUGUCUAUUAGUGGAGAGGGUGCUCAAUACUUGCGUGUUCCGCCCGACCCGGGCAUUCAGGCCAGUCCGGCUGCCGCUCUAGGUGCUAGUGCGUCUCCUCCCACAGGUCCUGGUGAGGCUGCAGCCCUAGGUGCUAGUGCGUCCGUGCCCCCUGGUACUGAGUCGACUGCAGCACUGCACACCUUCACCCUGGACUCAGGUAGUGCGCUCCAGGACGGGGGUGUUCACCAGUUCACCCCUGCCUAUGAGCGCGUGACACACUGCACGUGUGCUCGGACGGGUCGCCACCUGGCUACCUUCACUCGGGAGCCGGGGUCGGACCUUUACACACUGACCACUGAGUCCCCUCAGGUAGCUGCGUCCGCGUCUGCGUCUGCGUCAGGUCAGCUGUCCGCCCCCUGCUCGUGUCGCUCUCUGGCGCAUGAGACUGUCCUUUGGCACCACCGCCUUGGUCACCCGUCUGUGCAGCGCCUUCGGGCCAUGCACAAACGGGACCUUGUUGCUGGUCUUCCCAGGGUGCUCCCUCCCCUCCAGUCCUCGCCUGCUCCUCCCUGUCUUCCCUGUGUCGAGGGGCGGCAGCGCGCCACUCCUCACUCCUCCUCCUUUCCCCCGACGACUGCUCCUUUGCAGACGCUCCACAUGGACGUGUGGGGCCCAGCCCGCGUCCGUGGCCAGGGUCAGGAGAGGUACUUCCUGAUUGUUGUUGACGACUUCUCGCGCUACACCACGGUCUUCCCCUUGCGCACCAAGGGUGACGUCCCUGAUGUCUUGAUCCCUUGGAUCCGCAGAUCUCGUCUCCAGCUCAGUGAGCGUUUCCACUCCGACUUCCCUGUCCUGCGUCUGCACUCUGACAGAGGUGGAGAGUUUUCCUCUGGCCUCUUGGAGGCCUUCUGUCAGCAGGAGGGCAUUGAGCAGUCGUUCACGCUUCCGGCCUCCCCACAGCAGAAUGGGGUUGCUGAGCGCCGCAUUGGCUUGGUCAUGGAGGUCGCUCGUACCUCCUUGGUUCAUGCGGCUGCCCCCCACUUUCUGUGGCCGUUUGCAGUCCGAUACGCUGCGCAUCAGCUCAACCUCUGGCCCCGUGUCUCCUUGCCCGAGACUUCUCCGACACUGCGUUGGACGGGAGAGGCUGGCGAUGCGUCGCGUUUUCGGGUCUGGGGAUCCCGAGCUUUUGUCCGCGACACGUCUGCGGACAAGCUCUCCCGUCGCGCUGUCCCCUGCGUCUUCCUUGGCUUUGUCCCGGACGCCCCUGGUUGGCAGUUCUACCACCCCACCUCGCGGCGUGUCCUGGCCUCUCAGGACGUCACUUUUGACGAGUCCGUCCCCUACUACCGCCUCUUCCCCUACCGCACUGCCCCGCUCCCCCCCCCGCCUCUCUUCCUCGCUCCAGGUGCUGAGGUACCAGACCCCCUCCCCCCUCAGGGUGCCGCUCCCUCAGGUGUGUCCCAGGUAGACCCGGGUGAGCCUGUCGAGGUAGCUGUUGACUCUCGUCCUGCGUCUAGGGGUGCUGAGUCUGGGGGUGCUGAGUCUGGGGGUGCUGAGCGUGGGGGUGCUGAGCCUGGGGGUGCUGCGUCUGGGGGUGCUGAGCCUGGGAGUGCUGAGUCUGGGGGUGCGGAGCCUGGGGGUGCUGAGCCAGGAGGUGCGGAGCCUGGAGGUGCGGAGCCUGGAGGUGCUGAGCCUGGGGGUGCUGGGUCUGGGGGUGCUGCGUCUGGGGGUGCUGAGCCUGAGCGUGCUACACCUGGAGGAGCCCUCUCCUCCCAGCAGCUGCAGGAGAGGUACCUCGAGUACUGCCGCCUCCGGAGAGGUGCUGCUGGAGCUCGUCCCGGUACUUCCCCUCCUACCCAGGAGCUCCCCCCCAUUCAGCAGAUCCGCGAGUGGUACACACGGCGCUGCAGUCUUCGGAGUGGUGCUCCUGGUGCUGCGGACCCUGGGGGUGGCGCUGCUGCUGGAGCUGAGGACCCGGGUGGUGGCGCUGCUGCUGGUGCUGAGGACCCGGACGGUGGAGCUGCUGCUGGUACUGAGGACUCGGACGGUGGAGCUGCUGCUGGAGCUGAGGACCCGAGCGGUGGCGCUGCUGCUGCUGCUGAGGACCCGGGCGUUGGAGCUACUACUGGUGCUGCGGACCCGGCCGGUGGAGCUGCUGCUGGUGCUGUGGACCCGGCCGCUGGAGUCUCCUCUGCUUCUGGAGACGCUGCGCGGCCGCGACCGUACUUCGUACCGCUCCUUCAGCAGGUUCUUGGGCAGGCUCCUCCUCCUUGUCCUCCUCCCUCUGUAGAGUGUCCUCCGCCUGUCCAGCCGCAGUCACAGUUACCGCCUACCUCGCCUCUCCCUGCUCCCUCUCCUUACACUGGUCCCACAGGAGGUCUUACAGAGCGUCGUGAGCCUGAGUCUCGUCCUGCGUCGCCUGUUCGUCCUGCUCGCACUGGUAGUCGUGUCCGUCGUGAGCGUCCUCCUCCUGUCCCAGGCACUCACUACAUGACUCUGCGUCCCUCUACUGCUCCUCAGCGUGUCCCUCUACCGUCUCCUCCUGCGUCCUCUUUGCCUCACGUUCCGGACCCUGAGUCUGACCGGUACCGUGCUGAGCACCCUACUGUCACGCGUCUCCUCGCUACUAUUGUCACUGACCCUACCUUUGAGUCCUCGACUGCGUCUGCUCUGGUCGCUGAGUUGGUUGACUUUGCUGCUGCCUGUCGUCUAGACUACGCUGCUAGCCUUGUUGCUGAGUCUGAGUCUGAGUCUGUCUGUCCUCCGUCCGUCGGGGGUGAGUGUGCUCUUGGCACGGACGUCCUUGAGGACAGACAGGAGGAGUUCCAGUGCUUUGCUGCUGCUUUACCCCACCUCGUGUCCAUGCUAGUUGCCCCUGAGGGAGACCCGGAUGCACCAGACAUCCCGACCCCGCGCACUUACGCUGAGGCGAUGGCGGGUCCCUACUCCUCUCAGUGGCAGACAGCCAUGGACGCCGAGAUGGCUUCCUGGAAGUCCACACGCACCUACGUCGACGAGGUUCCCCCUCCUGGGGCGAACAUCGUCAGUGGCAUGUGGAUUUUCAGGGUGAAGCGGCCGCCGGGUUCUCCGCCUGUCUUCAAGGCGCGUUACGUGGCUCGAGGCUUCAGUCAGCGAGAGGGAGUUGACUUCUUCCAGACCUUCUCCCCCACCCCGAAGAUGACUACUCUUCGGGUGCUGCUGCACAUAGCCGCUCACCGCGACUACGAGCUUCACUCACUUGACUUCAGCACUGCUUUCUUGCAGGGCAGCCUGCACGAGGAGAUCUGGCUGCGCCGCCCACCUGGCUUCACUGGGUCGUUUCCUCCUGGUACCCAGUGGAGGCUUCAGCGGCCGGUCUACGGUCUCCGCCAGGCUCCGCGUGAGUGGCACGACACACUGAGGACUACACUUGCGGCUCUUGGGUUCGCGCCUUCUACAGCUGACCCGUCGCUGUUCCUGCGCACCGACACUUCACUGCCGCCGUUCUACAUCCUCGUGUACGUCGACGAAUUGGUCUUUGCCACUGCUGACACUGCAGGACUCGCCUACGUGAAGUCGGAGCUGCAGAGGAGACACACGUGUACAGACCUGGGUGAGCUGACAAGCUAUCUUGGCUUGCGGAUCACCCGGGACAGAGCACGGCGCACCAUCACCUUGACUCAGUCACACAUGGUGCAGCAGAUCCUCCAGCGCUUCCGCUUCACGUACUCCUCGCCUCAGUCCACUCCUCUGCCUACCGGCCACUCGCUCUCAGCUCUGCCUUCGGAUGAGUCCGUAGAGCCGAGUGGCCCGUAUCCAGAGCUUGUGGGCUGCCUCAUGUACCUGAUGACCUGCACUCGACCUGACCUUGCAUACCCUCUUAGCAUCCUUGCGCGCUAUGUCGCUCCUGGCCGUCACAGGAAGGAGCACAUGGAUGCCGCUAAGAGGGUGUUGCGCUACUUGUGCAGUACGUCGGGCAUGGGGCUUGUGCUUGGAGGGCGAGACCGAGUUGUUCUCACAGGGCACUCAGACGCUUCUUGGGCAGACGACCAGGCCACUCAGCGGUCGUCUCAGGGUUACACCUUCAGCCUUGGCUCUGGCUCUGUUUCUUGGCGCUCUACACGCUCUUCUUCUGUUCUCGGCUCCAGUUGCGAGGCUGAGAUCUACGCUACAGCCAUGGCUGCCCAGGAGCUACGCUGGCUGACCUACCUGCUGACCGACCUCGGAGAGCCGCCUCGUUCUCCUCCAGUACUGUACGUCGACAACAAGGCUGCCAUUGCCUUGUGUGAGGAGCACAGACUGGAGCACAGAACGAAGCACAUCGCCCUGCGGUACUUCCUUGCUCGUGAGCUGCAGCAGCGCGGUCAGCUUUGUAUUCGCUACGUGGCCACUGAGGCCAACACUGCUGAUGUGUUCACCAAGGCGCUUCAGCCUCGUGACCAUCAGCGCUUCUGCACUCUACUGGGCCUUGUGCCUACUGGACCUCACUUACUUACCUCUUGA
Closterium sp. Yama58-4 is the source of this 5511-nucleotide messenger RNA. The record is from the annotation of a GenBank genome assembly. Lineage: Eukaryota; Viridiplantae; Streptophyta; Zygnematophyceae; Desmidiales; Closteriaceae.